Messenger RNA from Salmo salar (Atlantic salmon), 841 nucleotides. The record is from RefSeq and is a predicted model, not a curated record. NCBI's taxonomy places the organism in Eukaryota, Metazoa, Chordata, Actinopteri, Salmoniformes, Salmonidae.
GGCAUGUUUGUGUGUGUGGGCACCAAUAUGGUGGGGGGAAAGGGACAGCGACCCAGCAGAACUAGUGGUGUUUGAGCGACCCAUGUUCGUUAAGCGUCCUGUGAACCAGGUGGUGUUGGCUGAUGACACGGUGGACUUCCUGUGUGAGGCCCACGGAGACCCCGCCCCCACCAUCCGCUGGAGGAGAGAGGAAGGAGAGCUGCCCCGUGGCAGGUCAGAUAUCCGCAAUGACCACAGCCUGCGUCUGACCCAGGUCCGGGCUGAGGACGAGGGCACCUACACCUGCGUGUCUGAGAAUAGCAUGGGCAAGGCAGAGGCAUCAGGCAGCCUGCAGGUCCAUGGUAAGACCAGGCACAACACACAUGAAUAUGGACAUACACGAAUAUGGGCAUGAGUGAGACACACACAGUCUCUUAUGUAAAGCUGACAGGCAUUAUUAAAGGUUUAGUUUAGUUCAAUUUCAGCAGCACUUGACUCCAUCAGUAAUGACUUAGGUCUCCUGCACUUUUUGACAUUUUACUUUUGGAACCCUCCACACACACACAUGCGUGUGCGCAUACACACACAAGUAAAGACACAGGUGCACAAAUACGCACCAAUAGGAGUUUAUGCCAUGGAAUUGCUUGGAGAUUGUUCUGUGUGAAUUAUGGCAACAUAUUAAUGGGGUAUGCUAGUGUGUGUGUGUUAUUUUUUUUAAAGUAUAGCCAUCAAACCAUAAUACCUAGCCAUAGCAGGUAUGGCUUUUAAUUUAAAUUCACUCAAUUCAGAAGAUGAAUAGAAAUUCUAUUAGAAAUUUUAAAAUGGCAUUUAUUUAUUUCUCACUUUCUGAAUUGACUAAAUU